GUGAUGCAUGCACACAUUUGAUAUCUCUAUCGGUUGAGAAGGCAUUGAAGCUUAAAGGUCGUGCCGGUUCGAAACGACAGCAUGUGCAUGGUUGUAGUCUUGUCCGGGCAAAGAAAUUUUAUGGUUAUCACUUGUCAGAGGAGCUUUUUGCGAAGAUAUACCUCUAUUACCCACAUGAUGUCUCUCGUGCUGCGAAUCUUCUUCUGGGAGGUGCAGUUCUGGAUAGGAGUUUACAGCCCCAUGAAUCACAUAUUCCCUUUCUUCUCCAGUUCCUGGUUGACUAUAAUUUGUAUGGGAUGGGUCAUCUGCAUGUAUCAAAGAUGAAAUUUCGGCAUCCAGUACCAAAUGCUGUUGCCCGGAGGAAGGAUAGUUACAAUGGACAUGGACCACGGACAGAUAACCCCAAUUUUAUGUCUGCUGACUUUCAGGCAGAUUCAAGUGGUGAUGCAUCUUCACGUUCACCAAUUUGGAUCUCCUCAACGAUUCCAGAUGGCUGGAUGUGGGAAUUUUCUAGUCAACUUGAUUCUUCAUCCUGUCAGGACUUUCACCUUGUUAAACGUCAAUGUACCUGUGAACUUGAGGGGGACGCUACUGUAGAUGAGAUACUUAAUCAGCAGUUUAAAAUGUACUCAUCACUAUCUCAAACCUCUUCAGACGUGAAAAUGGUUCAGUCACUAAUACCAAUUUGGGAGGAGGAGUAUGAAAGGACUGGGAUUCAUGAGGUAGCAUUACUCUCUGAUCCUGGAAAACCACUUCCAAAAGAUGUCUUGAGGACUCUCUCACAUGGGCUUGAAUUUGAGAAUAAACUUAUGGAAUUGUGUCAUGAAGCAAAUAAUGAUUCAUCUUGCAUUCGAUUUGAGAAAGAUGUGAUAUAUGCAGAGCCAGUGAAACCUUCAACCAUUAAGGGAAAUAUUGUUGAAUUUGGACUUUGUGACCCAAAAGAAGAUGGUGGAGAAGUUUUGAAAUGUUUGAAUGUAGGUGAUGAAACAACAAUUAUGUUGCCACACGGUAUGCCAUGUGAAGAUGACAAUGUCAUAAUACCUGGAGAGGGAACAGCUGUACAUCCCAGAAAAUUGCUUGUUGAUGACAUGCAAACAUCUCAAACAAUUGGAAGUUCAGAUGUGAAGGUUGUGGAUAAGGAAGCAUUGGGGAUUCUACGUUGGCUUGCCUCCUCUCAGGCUGCAGAAGAUGUAAACUCUGAUGAUGAGCUUGUUUGCGAAACCAUUUUGUCUCCUUUGUUGCCCGCAACAACCAUUGAUAAGGUGUUGGAAAAAGCUAAUAUGGAUUUUGAGAGUGAGUCCCAACAAGAGUGUCAAGACAUUCUUGAUUCUGUAGAGGGUUUAAUUAACUAUGAAGUCUUGAAGGAAGGAGCUUCUUCCACUAAUUAUUUAAACCAAUCUUUGUCAGAAAAAACUAUUCCCCAAGUGGAUGGGUCUGCUGACGAUCACGAUUCAAUUCCUAAUGCUGGCAGGUCAUCUAAAACAGAAGUGUACAAUGAAAUUGAGAGGUCUCCUCAUGACAAUGUUCAGCAAGAAACUGGCUCAAGCUUUAACAGUAAGAGCAAAAGGAACAAACCAUUAUGGGGUUCUUUACCUUUUUCCUCAACCCAAAAGGUAAAUGAUGACCUUGAAUUUCUUAGUAGAUGCUGUAGUGAAACUAAAGAAGGUAAGCUUACAAGUCCUAGAGUGGGUAAUGAGGUGGAUACCGACGUUUAUGACUUGAAGGAAGAAAGUACACUAGUUGGUUGCUCUGUGCGUGACUUGAUGAGGAGAAAGCGAUGCUACCGAUUUGAGCCUUCUGAAUCUGAGAGUCGAAGGGUCAGAAAGGCUUCUUUUGAAGAGGAACAGCACUACCCAAAAUUGUUAGAGGUUUAUGCAGUACAGAAUGAUGAGCAAGACAAAAGGCCUCAAGAGUUUGCCAACUCUGAGCCUCCACUAAUUGGUGUUGAUUCUAUAGAACCUGUGAUUUCUGAGGUAUGUAUUGGAAAAGCUGAUUCGUGCAUCCAGAUGAGGAAGUUAAAUACUGAUGAGAAACUACUAGUCAAUGAGAGAUUGCAGCUAAGAGACCGCACUGGUGCAAGCUGUUUGUCGGCUUCUCCUGUUCGAAGUGAAAUUCUAGGGAUAGAUGAUUGUGUCUGUAAGAAUGGCCAUGAGGGAAAAGCCUUUAGGGUAUCUGAAAUGUCUUCAGCAAAUGUUGUUGGUGUGGAGGCCACAACUGGCUCAACCAUUUUGCAGUUAGAGAAUUGUGGUAGUGUACAACAUGGAAAAGCUACUGAUUUAUCUUGGCCUGUCAGUUUGGUUUCCUCUGCAAUCAGCUUCGAAGCAAAUCCAGGGGAACUUAUUGGCAUGACCUUUCAUAAGAAACCUCCAGUGGUGGACUGGAUUGUUGGGGCAUCAGAAAAUGCUUUGUCAUCCUUCAAUAUUGACCAACACAUUUCUCUUGUUGGAGGAGAAAGUUAUGGAGGAAUAUCAGUUCAGACAAAACGUGUGGACGAAGUCCUCCCAUUUUUUGGGGGGGACUGCUUGAAAGACGCAGACAUUCAGAAAAUCUCCAGAAAUGAUGACUUAGAUCAUCACCAGGGUGGCAUGGGUGUCCCUACCCACUAUCAAAAUGAUGGCUCUUACUUAUACAUGUUGACACCUGUGUUUUCACCGCCAUCUGCAGAUAGUGUUUCCAGAUGGAUAUUGCAGAAUGACUCGGGAAAAAACCCUAAUGCUGCCUCAGUGGAGCCACCAUCUCCAAAAGGCUUCUCUGACAGUCAGAUUAGUUCCCAAGGUUCUUUGGUAGAUAGCUGCAAAAAGCUUUUGCCAGAAUUUGAUUCAGUAUCUGGAGUGGAGCCUAUCCUAGAUCAACUGAAACAACAAUCCCAUGGAGAUAUAACUGAUGAAAUGAAUCCUUUCAGUAAGGGUCAGGAGGUGAGAUCAGUAUAUAAGAGCGAAGGUAAUAUCAUGAAAGGAAAAAAAUGCUCUGAUUGCUCGAUGGAUGUCUCUCAGAUUUCUGGCCCAGAUGGGAAAUCGAAGCCCACUCCUCUAAGUCAAAUUGGAUUCCGGGAUCCAGCAAGUUUUGGCGGGGGUCAGCAGCUAACAUUGUUAAGUAUAGAGGUUCAAGCAGAAUCUAGAGGAGAGUUACGACCUGACCCCCGAUUUGAUGCCAUCAAUGUCAUAGUACUUGCUUUUCAGGAAGAUAAUGAUUGCAGCCUAGAUUUUUAUGUUCUUUUGCGAAGCAACACUGAAUAUAAUCAAAGUAAUUUUGAUGGAAUAUCAGGUUGCAAAAUGUUUGCUUCUUCAGAAGAGAAGAACUUAUUCAGCCACUUCAUGAAUAUCAUUUGUUCUACUGAUCCAGAUAUAUUAAUGGGUUGGGAUAUUCAGGGCAGUUCCCUUGGCUAUCUGGCUGAAAGAGCUCUACAUCUUGGCAUCAGUUUGCUUAAUGGCAUAUCUCGGACACCAACUGAAAUCAAGGUUGCUACUAGAGAUUCAGCUUUAUCUGACAGAGGAAUAUUAGAUAAUGUGCUUCCAGAACCUUUGGUUUCUGAUCCUAUCCAACAUGAAGAUGCAAUAAUCGAGGAUGAAUGGGGACGGACUCAUGCUAGUGGUCUCCAUGUUGGUGGUAGGGUUGUCCUCAAUAUUUGGCGCCUGAUGCGUAGUGAACUUAAACUUAAUAUGUACACGGUUGAAGCUGUAGCUGAGGCUGUUCUGAGGCGAAAAGUUCCAUCUAUUCAAUCUAAAGUAUUAGCAAGAUGGUUUUCGAGUGGUCCAGGGGGAGCAAGAUACCGAUGUAUUGAAUAUGUAGUAGACAGAGCAAAGCUAAAUUUUGAGAUAAUGAAUCAACUUGACAUGAUAAACCGAACGUCAGAACUUGCCCGUGUCUUUGGCAUUGACUUUUUCUCUGUUCUUUCUCGAGGUUCACAGUAUCGUGUUGAAUCUAUGUUACUGAGAUUGGCGCACACACAAAAUUAUGUUGCCAUUUCUCCUGGGAACCAACAGGUCGCGUCUCAACCUGCAAUGAAAUGCUUGCCUCUUGUAAUGGAGCCGGAAUCUGGUUUUUAUUCAGAUCCAGUUGUUGUUUUGGAUUUUCAGUCCCUUUAUCCAUCAAUGAUAAUUGCGUACAACCUCUGCUUCUGUACGUGCCUUGGAAAUGUAAUGCCUUCAAAGGAAAAUACACUUGGUGUUAGUUCUUUUUCACCAGAUCUACAUUUUCUACAAGAUAUAAAGCAUGAAAUUUUGCUUACUCCAAAUGGUGUUAUGUAUGUGCCUACAAAG
This is a messenger RNA of Camellia sinensis, 4259 nucleotides long. NCBI's taxonomy places the organism in Eukaryota, Viridiplantae, Streptophyta, Magnoliopsida, Ericales, Theaceae. The record is from RefSeq and is a predicted model, not a curated record.